AUGGCUAAUUACUCUUUCGGACAGAAACAAGGAAUCUAUGCUUAUGACAUUUAUAGCCUAAUCAAGCUGAAAAAUAAGAAGAAAAACAGACUUACCCUCGAGCAUCAGCCUAAGCUGAAUAAAAAAACAUUGGACUUGGAUGCUUUGUUCGCUUCUAAAGAGCCAAAAACGGCAUCUCACUAUUUAAAAUAUUCAAAAUCCACUUCUCGAAAAAGCAAAGAAAAUAGCAACAAUGACCUGUGCUCUUGUCCUGACCUGCCUAAAAACGUCAAAGCUCACAAAAUCACUUUGGAACCUGAAAUAAAGCUGAAAACGCGUAAAAAGGCUCCUUACACCCCUCAAAAAUUGAAACUCUCAAUGUUCCACCCUAGAAAAUCAAAUUCUCAUGCAUAUUUGCUUGAUGGAAUUGACAAUUCAAACUCUUAUAACCCAUUCUCAAUCUCAGGCUCCCCUCGGCCUAUGCUAUCCAGUACAACUCCAUUUCGGAUGAAAACUGAAGGAAACCCUUUAUUGCGAGUCAGAGAAACUUUAAAAUCAAGGCCUCGACUGAGAGGUUUAAUCGUAAAUAUAAAAAAUUAA
This is a messenger RNA of Blepharisma stoltei, 579 nucleotides long. Lineage: Eukaryota; Ciliophora; Heterotrichea; Heterotrichida; Blepharismidae. The record is from the annotation of a GenBank genome assembly.